AUGAAGUUCCUCGCCUUCGCAGCCCUCGCGGCCGCCGUCGUUUCGGCCUUCCCUGCCCUUGAGCUCCCCACCGGCAUCCCUCGCUCUCUCUCCGAGUUCAAGGAGAAACACCCUUACACAGCCAAGCGCAGCAAGGCGCAUUGCCGGAAGACUAUCACCAUCCGGGCCUCCAAGACCGACACCGACGAUGUCGCCAACGACUUCCUCAGCGGUCUCAAGCAGGCCAACAACGGUGGCACCCUCUACCUCCCCAAGGGCAAGACCUUCGUCAUCGGAAAGCCUCUCGAUUUGACCUUCCUCAACGACGUCCAAGUCCACCUCGAGGGCGAGAUCAAGUUCACCAACGAUACGGCCUACUGGCAGAAACACGCCUUUGCCCACCCAUUCCAGAACAGCCUCAUGUUUUGGAAAUGGGGCGGCAAGAACAUCAAGAUCUACGGCAACGGAGUUCUCAACGGCAACGGUCAGCGGUGGUGGAAUGAGUUCGCCGGCCUGGAGAUCCUCGAUCCCAGCAACACGUACCUGCGCCCGAUUCUGUUCUACGCCGAGAACGCUACCGGUCUCGAGUUCGAGGGUAUUCACUUCAAGGACUCGCCCUGCUGGACCACCUUCUUUGUCACCUCCAAGCACAUCUCCUUCAAGGACGUGGCCUGCACGGCCGAGUCCAACAACGCCACCGCUCUUCCCAAGAACUCAGACUUCUUUGACUCGCUCAAUGUUGAGCAUGUCAGCGUCGAGCGGGCGUGGGUUAAUGUAGGCGAUGACUGCUUCUCGCCCAAAUCUAAUGCCACGGACUUGUACGUGAACACCAUGUACUGCAAUGGCACUCACGGACAAUCGAUGGGCUCCAUUGGCCAGUAUGCUGGUGAGAAGAGCUUUAUCAAGGAUGUGGUUAUUGAGAACUUGUGGAUGUUGAACGGCCAGCACAGCGCUCGUUUGAAGUCCUGGGCUGGCCCUAACGUUGGCUAUGGCUUCAUUGACAAUGUCACGUUCCGCAACUUUUGGAAUGCCAAUAAUGAGUACUCUGCCUUCCUAGACUCUUGUUACUUCAACAUCAACGCCACUACUUGCUCGCAAUACCCCUCCCAGGUCAACAUCAGCAACGUCAACUUUGAGAACUUCUCCGGAUACACAUCGGGCAAGUACGGCCGCGCUGUCGCUCGUCUGACUUGCAGCCCCAACGCCGUCUGCGAGAACAUCAAGUUCAAGAACUUCAGCGUCACUAGCCCCUGCGGUGGUGAGCCUGUUGUUAUUUGCGAUGGCAUCAGCGGUGACCUUGGUAUUCCUUGCGUCAAGUCAACUAGUCCGGAGGCGACAGCCGCGUUGAAGGACAAGUGCUCAACCGCUAUGGCGACACUUCCGAAGCCAACGCCGUGGUUGUAG
Molecule: messenger RNA, 1383 nt
Organism: Sordaria macrospora k-hell
Lineage: Eukaryota; Fungi; Ascomycota; Sordariomycetes; Sordariales; Sordariaceae
Biological process (GO): carbohydrate metabolic process
Molecular function (GO): polygalacturonase activity
Source: RefSeq, a predicted model, not a curated record